AUGCGCCAAAAACGCGGCGGACAAAAAAAGUCGAGCGGCCCCGGCGAGGGGGGGGUGAAGGAGCUGCCGUUCCGGCGGGGGCGCAUUGCCUGCGCGAAGCAGUCGAACAUGGAGCUCUUGCAGCUCGAUAGGGCCGGCGAAGAAAAAGAGGAGGAGGACGUCGCGACGCUGUCGGCCCGCACGCGCCUCGCGCAGCUCACAGAGAAGGACAACAGUCUAAAGUCGUACAUGAAGGAGCUGCGCAAGGUGCUCGAGCACGCCGACGUUCUGCUGGAAGUGCUCGACGUGCGCGACCCCCUGGGGUGCCGUGCCUACUCGCUCGAGCGCGAGGCACAGCGCCAAGGCAAGCGCAUUGUCCUCAUCCUCAACAAGAUCGACCUCGUCCCGGCGUCAAACGCACGCGCGUGGCUCGAGUACCUGCGCCACGAGUACCCUACGCUGCCGUUCAAAGCGUCGACGCAGCAGCAGCGCCACAACCUUGGCCAGGGCGCCUCGGUCAACUUUUCGCACGGCAACGAGGCGGUGGCGGGCGGCGCCGAGGCCGCGGGCACGCGCGCCAUCCUCCAGCUCAUCAAGAACUACUCACGCAACCUGAACCUUAAGUCGAGCAUCACCGUCGGCACGAUCGGCGCUCCGAACGUCGGCAAGAGCAGUCUAAUCAACUCGCUGAAACGCUCGAGAGUCUGCUCGGUGGCCGCGACGCCGGGCCACACCAAGGUCGUCCAGGGCAUCAUGCUCGACCGCCAGGUGCGUCUUUUGGAUAGCCCGGGUAUCGUCUUUACCGACUCGAAUGCCCCGCCGGGCGCCACGGCACAAGAGGCGGCGGCGGCGGCCGAGGCAGCGAUGCUUCGCAACGUCCUCAAGGUCGAGCUCGUGCCGGACCCGAUCGAGCCGGUGCAGGCGAUUCUGAACCGCAUCGAGCCCAAGUACCUCGCCGAGGUGUACGGCAUCCCCGCGCUGCCGUCGCGCGAUGCGAGCGACUUUCUCCUGCGUGUCGCCUACCAAAAAGGGCGCCUCGCCAAGGGCGCCGUGCCGGACCUCGAUGCCACCGCACGCUCCGUCUUGCACGACUGGAACACGGGCAAGAUUCGGUACCACACGGACCCUCCGGCCAAGGCGCCGGUGCAUAUCUCACGGCCCAAGACGACAGUGAAGCCGACCGAGGCGCCACAGGUGGACGAUGCGGCAGUCGUGUCGUCGUUCGGCGAGGCCUUUGAUCUCGCGGGGCUCCUGGGUGAAGCUGAUGCGGAAACGCUGGGUGGCGAUGGCGGGUACGAGCCGCGGCCGGAGCCGGCCAAGCCGGAGCCUGUGCCGAUGCCUGAAGAGGCCGAGGAGCCGGCCGACGUCACGGACUCGACGCUCGGCAAGCGCGGCCGCGAUCUCGACUCGGACGAUGACGAGGAGGACGACGAUUUCCGCCGCCCGGCCGGAAAUGCGUUUGCCGCGCUGAUGCCCGACGACGACGACGAUGAAGACGAGCCCGAGCCCGAGCCGGCGCCGAAACCCAAGGCCAAAAAGACCAAAGAGGCGCCGAUGUUUACCGAGGCCGAGCGCGAAGGUAUGGCUGUAUCCCGGGGUGCGCAGCGCCGCAAGGCCCGCAAGGAAAAGAAGCGCAAGGCAGGCUUGGAUGUGCAUAUGGAGGCCCUGAUGGAUCUCGAAGGCGAGGACCAGGGGCUGGACCAGGACCAGGACCAGGAAUUGGACGAGCCCCUCAAAGACGCACCGUCUGGUGCGCUUGGCGAGACACCCGAGAGUGAAGAGGAGCUGUAA
This is a messenger RNA of Malassezia japonica, 1770 nucleotides long. RefSeq names its product nuclear GTP-binding protein nug1 (gene NUG1). Lineage: Eukaryota; Fungi; Basidiomycota; Malasseziomycetes; Malasseziales; Malasseziaceae. The transcript has a single exon. Gene Ontology annotation, cellular component: nucleolus. The record is from RefSeq and is a predicted model, not a curated record. Gene Ontology annotation, molecular function: GTP binding. Bases 1 to 1770 code for a protein of 589 amino acids.